Messenger RNA from Cherax quadricarinatus, 7880 nucleotides. The record is from RefSeq and is a predicted model, not a curated record. Lineage: Eukaryota; Metazoa; Arthropoda; Malacostraca; Decapoda; Parastacidae.
UAGUGAGUUAGAGGAGGUGUAUAGUGUAGUGACGUGGAUCACUAUAAUCACUGCUGCUGCUGCUACACUAACAACCUCACCUUCAUUCUCAACUUGUCUUCUCCUUCCAUCACUGUUAAUGUACCACAGCAAGAGGACAUCACACCACCUUAACUAAUUUAUGCACACUCCAGUACAACCAUCGACUUCAGUACCAAUACCUCUACCAUCUGCCUCAUUCCAGUAGGGUCACAGCAUAACUCUCCAUUCUCCACAAUCAUCCACAAACACCAGCACCCACAAUUUAAGAACUUGGCACCAACAUCAAUUAUGGGUGAGGACCGUGUACCACCAGGAUUAGUCGGAGCCGUUGACAGUAUUAAAGAAGCUCUGAAAGCUGGUCGCACAGAUAUCUUUCGAAAACUAUUAGAUGCUUGCGAAGUCACAAGUUACGGUGGUGGGAGAGAAGAGAGGAAACAAUUGAUAAAUUCAUUAGCAACAGAAGAUGGUACCUUCUUGCAUAUGGCAACUAAGCUUGGUCGAGGAGACAUCAUACGAGCAUUAUUAGCUGUAGGUGCUGACCCUGGGGUGCAGGACAAUGAUGGCAACACACCUCUUCAGCUAGCACCUUCACAAGCCAUCACUGCCAUCUUCACCGAAGAAUUGCUUCGGGCCACUGCACAGUCCGAUGUUGGGCGUGUAUGUCAGCUGACUGCAGCUGGACUUAGUAUUAACUCCCAUGACAACCCACUUAGUCGUAAUACUCCUCUGCACUGGGCAGCGUCCUUUGCUGACAGCGAUACUCUUACAUGUCUAAUUGCUCGUGGGGCAGAUGUGAAUGCAGCCAACAGUGAUGGUGCAACUUCCCUGCAUGAUGCUGUUGCUCGUGGAGAUGAAAAUAUUGUGAGGAUUCUUUUGGACCAUGAUGCUAAUCCACACAUCCAGUGCUACAAGGGACGCCACAAAGGGAAGACACCCCUGGAAAUGGCAUCAAGGAAGCCACAACUUCAGGAACUAAUGCAACAAUAUUUCUUGGAAAAUAAACCAGUACAAGUCAAUGGCAUUGAUAAUGGUAGUGUUUCUCCAUUAUUGGAGCGGCAGCUUGCAUUGUCUCGAGGAGCAUCUGGUUCCCUGGAGUCUUUAGCAAGUAUGGGUGCUGACAGUGUUAUGACAGGUGUGGAGGCUGGCACUAGUGAUGGCAUUCCCCCAAGAAAGCCUUCAAUAGGUACUCCACAGUCUCGUUCCCCUCUACAGUCCUCUUCAUCAUUAGAACUCAGUCCACGCAUGGAGCAGGUAUGUGAACGUUUAGCCUCUGCUCAACUAACAGCACCACCUCGACGUCUAGUAACCCACUCAUCACUACAUAUGUUGUGGCCACAGCCUCGUCGUAUCAUUGAACUGAGUGGCCCGGGAUGGACUCCCCCUUCACACACCACUCUGGCUAUUGUUGCUGGAACAGUACCUGUGCAUAAGAUAGUGGAUGUAUGGGAUAUCCAUAAAGGCUGGCUAGAAGAAGUUGGUUGUCAUGUUAGUCUAGGAGCAGUGGUGGGUGCUCGGGACCCUCCGACCUCUCAUACCUUUACUUGCAUAGUGGAUGCAGCGCUCACCAAUCAUCCACAUCAGUACACACUUGCCAUACAGGAGAGCAAAGUGACAAUGGUAUGUGGGUCACUUGAAAGCCUGCACAGUGCUCUUGUGACACUUGUUCAACUGUUGCGUGUGUGCACAUCCUGCAGUGAAGCAACUGAGAAAGGUGCUGUUCCUCCAAUAGUUAUUAUUGAUCAACCAUCACUUGCUCAUCGAGGAGUCUUAUUAGAUGUUUCACCACAUGCUCGUGUUCCAACGUUGGAACGUGUAUGCCAGAUGGUGGACUCAUUGCUUGCCCUGAAAAUGAACCAGCUGCACCUCAUGUUACGUGUGUCACCUGCAGCCUGCAGUCUUCCCUACUCUCCCAGUGAAGUUGUAUCACUUGAUCGUUACUGUGAUGACCGAGGAAUAAGCUUAGUGCCAGCAUUUGAUGUAGAAGGAACAGUGUCCACUACUCAGCUGAAUGCAGUGACAACAACCAUAUGUGCAACUCUCACCCAUUUUCCUUCUAUAAGAUACGUACACAUAGGUCCCAGGCUGACAGCAUUACUGGCAGAGGCCAGUUCUGGAGACAGUAUUGUGUCAGAUAAUAUUGCCUGCUUGAGUCCCUGGGCACAGCUGGGCCUCCCAAAGUCAACAUUUCUUCUGGUAUGUGCUAAUGUUUUCCAUAACAAGAUGCAGCAGUUAUCUUCUCUCCCUCCAACGGCCAUUUUGGUGGAAUAUGGUUUUCAGGCUGAUUAUGACUUUUCUCGAGGUGUUCAACUUGCGGUAGAGACUGGGCGACCAUUGGCAGUGUGUCCUGGUACUGCAGCUUGGAGCAGUUUAAGUGGGUGGCCAGAGGCUGGGGUGAGCAAUGUGUACAGUGGUGUGGUGGGAGGUGUGGAUGGUGGGGCAGGUGGUGUAGUUGUUGCCCAUUGGUCCAGUAGUGCUGCUCUCACACCAUUAGUGUUUGCUUGGCCCCCAAUACUUGUAGCUGCUGGACUGUCAUGGAAUCACAACACACACUGGGAUUAUGUUCAUUCAUCAGUUGGAGCUUUGGUGGACACUCACUUAGUACGUGUUCCUGGGUGUGGCUUUGGGGCAGCUUUAGUGGAGCUGGGUCGGUGUGAAACUUGGGUAACUCGUAUGGCUAGGGGUCAACCAACGUCAGAUGUAGGAGAUCUGCCAUCCUCAUCUCCUGGUUCAGCACUUUACCAACUCCUGGCUGAUCCUGAUGCGCUUUCCCUGGACAAUCUGUCUACAGAAGUGUUCACUAGUGUGAUGCGUCAUGUACGUCGUGCAGUACGUGAAACUGGAAGUAUUGUGCCUGGAACAACCUCCCUUUCAGGCAUAUCUAAGGUGAUUACACCUAGCACCGGCCAAACUACGACAUCUCCCUGGCCCCUGGUGACACUAGUGAUACUGGAACUGCACCUUGCUAUGGAUAUGAUCCUCACAGCUUGCAGCUGUGUCAAUCCAGGUGUUGGGAAUCUGCCUCCGACACUGCGCACAGAUCUUGCCAAUAAAGUAUUAGCACUGCGUGAGGUGUACAGCUCUGUGUGGAUGCAGGGUCAACAGGCUGCAGGUCUCCAGUCAUCAUUAUUGGUGCUCACCUCCUUACUUGCACGUCUACUUCCUGACCACUCUUUACAGCCUUCAUGAAAACGUCAGCAUCUUUUUUGCUCCUGUCCAGAACAUAUUUUAGUGAAGAACAUCUAUUUAUUUUUACUCCUUUCUGAACAUGUUGGAUACCAUUUGCAUUAUCCCAUUUCUGUUAGAUCUGCACAAAUUAUUGAAAUUAAUCUAAUGGAUCAUACAAAGAUCAGAUACUAUAAACAAUUUGCUUCUAGGCUAGCACAAGUUUGUAGUGGACAGACUGAAUACUCUACUGUUAUUUUAACACUUACAAAAAUAGUACAAGAACACAGAGGAUGAACUGACUGUAUAUAUUUUGUAGCUUAAAAACUUUUUAUAUACAGUAUUUCAUGAAAUAGUUUCAAAAUUGUUAAAAAACAAAAUGGAGAGGAAAAUGUUGGAGGGGUGUUAUAGGAUUGUUUAAUAAGAGGAAGAUUUGAAUAGUAAUUAGAGGAAAGAUGUCAUCGUGUGGUAGGGACAGGGUCAGUGGUAACAAUUUUCACAAAUGGUUUACUUGAGGAAAUAAAGAAUUGUCAUAUAUUUAAUUGUCUCUGGUUAUGCACAAUUUUUUAGUAAAAUAAGAAAAAAUCUCAACUAAAAAUUUGCAGGAUGACUUGAAUGGGCUGAAUAGAUGGAGUAGAAAAUAGAUGGUAGAGUUCACUGUGGAAGAAUGUCAAGUGGUGUGGAUGGGAGAAAAUGAAAAUGUGUCCCAUGCAGAUUUUAGACUUAGGUAAAAAAUUUUAUUACAUCUAACAGAAAGAUCUUGAAGUGUUAAAUAUUUUAACCAGAUCUCAAGUGCAGUGGUAAGUCAUAUGAAACAUUGUGAUUUUAGGUUAUCUCUUAAAUGUAUAUGUGGAUGCAAAAGUGCUAAAUAAGAUACAGUAUAUACAUUGUCUGAGUCAAGAUGCUUAUUCAGUUGCCAUUUGAAUUCAGGUUUGCUCCAGGAAGUGGUAAUCUACUGUAUGGAGUAAUUAGGAGAUGGGGUUGGGUUACAAAAGGUAAAUUUGGAGGGUUGAGGAGGGAAUGUUUAGGUGAUUUUGGCAUUAAGAGAGGUUGGAGCAAAAUAUGAUGAUCAAAACAGUGUAUAAGUCUGGAGUGGAAGGAAGUAGGAACAGGAGUUGUCUCAAGAAGGGUUGAAAUAAGAGGAUUAAGGAGGUUUUGAGUCUUAGGGACUUCAGUGUUCAGCAGGCUCAGGUAAGCACGUUAGAUAGGAGUGAGUGGGGAUAAGGAAUUUUUAAUGCUUGUUGUGCUGUUAGAAUAAUAGCAAGGUAGCACUUAUAAAGGCAUUCAGGGAAACUGGUCAGCUGGACUUGAGUCCUAGAGGUAGAAAGGGCAGGGUUUGCACUCUGAAGGAAGGGUGAGAAUGUUGCAGGUCAGAGGGGUAUUUGAAUUGUCAUGUAUGUGCACUUUUGGCAAGACAACUCUUGAAUUGUGCAUUUAUGAAAUUGAGUAAUCUAAUGUUCAGCUUUUAUGUGAUUGCACUAUUUUUUUUUUUUUUUUUUUCACACUGGCCGAUUCCCACCAAGGCAGGGUGGCCCGAAAAAGAAAAACUUUCACCAUCAUUCACUCCAUCACUGUCUUACCAGAAGGGUGCUUUACACUACAGUUUUUAAACCAACAUUAACACCCCUCCUUCAGAGUGCAGGCACUGUACUUCCCAUCUCCAGGACUCAAGUCCGGCCUGCCGGUUUCCCUGAACCCCUUCAUAAAUGUUACUGUGCUCACACUCCAACAGUACGUCAAGUAUUAAAAACCAUUUGUCUCCAUUCACUCCUAUCAAACACGCUCACGCAUGCCUGCUGGAAGUCCAAGCCCCUCGCACACAAAACCUCCUUUACCCCUCUCUCCAACCUUUCCUAGGCCGACCCCUACCCCGCCUUCCUUCCACUACAGACUGAUACACUCUUGAAGUCAUUCUGUUUCGCUCCAUUCCCUCUACAUGUCCGAACCACCUCAACAACCCUUCCUCAGCCCUCUGGACAACAGUUUUGGUAAUCCCGCACCUCCUCCUAACUUCCAAACUACGAAUUCUCUGCAUUAUAUUCACACCACACAUUGCCCUCAGACAUGACAUCUCCACUGCCUCCAGCCUUCUCCUCGCUGCAACAUUCAUCACCCAUGCUUCACACCCAUAUAAGAGCGUUGGUAAAACUAUACUCUCAUACUUUCCCCUCUUUGCCUCCAAGGACAAAGUUCUUUGUCUCCACAGACUCCUAAGUGCACCACUCACUCUUUUCCCCUCAUCAAUUCUAUGAUUCACCUCAUUUUCAUAGACCCAUCCGCUGACACGUCCACUCCCAAAUAUCUGAAUACAUUCACCUCCUCCAUACUCUCUCCCUCCAAUCUGAUAUUCAAUCUUUCAUCACCUAAUCUUUUUGUUAUCCUCAUAACCUUACUCUUUCCUGUAUUCACCUUUAAUUUUCUUCUUUUUGCACACCCUACCAAAUUCAUCCACCAAUCUCUGCAACUUCUCUUCAGAAUCUCCCAAGAGCACAGUGUCAUCAGCAAAGAGCAGCUGUGACAACUCCCACUUUGUGUGUGAUUCUUUAUCUUUUAACUCCACGCCUCUUGCCAAGACCCUCGCAUUUACUUCUCUUACAACCCCAUCUAUAAAUAUAUUAAACAACCACGGUGACAUCACACAUCCUUGUCUAAGGCCUACUUUUACUGGGAAAAAGUUUCCCUCUUUCCUACAUACUCUAACUUGAGCCUCACUAUCCUCAUAAAAACUCUUCACUGCUUUCAGUAACCUACCUCCUACACCAUACACUUGCAACAUCUGCCACAUUGCCCCCCUAUCCACCCUGUCAUACGCUUUUUCCAAAUCCAUAAAUGCCACAAAGACCUCUUUAGCCUUAUCUAAAUACUGUUCACUUAUAUGUUUCACUGUAAACACCUGGUCCACACACCCCCUACCUUUCCUAAAGCCUCCUUGUUCAUCUGCUAUCCUAUUCUCCGUCUUACUCUUAAUUCUUUCAAUAAUAACUCUACCAUACACUUUACCAGGUAUACUCAGCAGACUUAUCCCCCUAUAAUUUUUGCACUCUCUUUUAUCCCCUUUGUCUUUAUACAAAGGAACUAUGCAUGCUCUCUGCCAAUUCCUAGGUACCUUACCCUCUUCCAUACAUUUAUUAAAUAAUUGCACCAACCACUCCAAAACUAUAUCCCCACCUGCUUUUAACAUUUCUAUCUUUAUCCCAUCAAUCCCGGCUACCUUACCCCCUUUCAUUUUACCUACUUCCUCACGAACUUCCCCCACACUCACAACUGGCUCUUCCUCACUCCUACAAGAUGUUAUUCCUCCUUGUCCUAUACACGAAAUCACAGCUUCCCUAUCUUCAUCCACAUUUAACAAUUCCUCAAAAUAUUCCCUCCAUCUUCCCAAUACCUCUAACUCUCCAUUUAAUAACUCUCCUCUCCUAAUUUUAACUGACAAAUCCAUUUAUUCUCUAGGCUUUCUUAACUUGUUAAUCUCACUCCAAAACUUUUUCUUAUUUUCAACAAAAUUUGUUGAUAACAUCUCACCCACUCUCUCAUUUGCUCUCUUUUUACAUUGCUUCACCACUCUCUUAACCCUCUCUUUUUCUCCAUAUACUCUUCCCUCCUUGCAUCACUUCUACUUUGUAAAAACUUCUCAUAUGCUAACUUUUUCUCCCUUACUACUCUCUUUACAUCAUCAUUCCACCAAUCGCUCCUCUUCCCUCCCGCACCCACUUUCCUGUAACCACAAACUUCUGCUGAACACUCUAACACUACAUUUUUAAACCUACCCCAUACCUCUUCGACCCCAUUGCCUAUGCUCUCAUUAGCCCAUCUAUCAUCCAAUAGCUGUUUAUAUCUUACCCUAACUGCCUCCUCUUUUAGUUUAUAAACCUUCACCUCUCUCUUCCCUGAUACUUCUAUUCUCCUUGAAAAUUAGCUCUGUUAUUAGUCACCAUUGAAAGUGAUUAAUGAAAUACUACAUCAUUAGUGUUAUUCCUACAGUCAUUGAAAUUUUGCUGCUGGUUUACCACAGGGUGGCAGUCCUCACAGAAGUCCAUAAGAUUUUAUAUACAACUAUUGUACUAAACUGCACUCCCGCAUACCAAGAUAUUUAUGCUGUAAACUUAAGACAAAUACAGUGGACCCCCGGUUAACGAUAUUUUUUCACUCCAGAAGUAUGUUCAGGUGCCAGUACUGACCGAAUUUGUUCCCAUAAGGAAUAUUGUGAAGUAGAUUUGUUCAUUUCAGACCCCCAAACAUACACGUACAAACGCACUUACAUAAAUACACUUACAUAAUUGGUCGCAUUCGGAGGUGAUCAUUAUGCGGGGGUCCACUGUAAUUUGUGGCUCAUGGGUUGUCUCAUGAUAUUUAUAGUACUGUGUUGUAUUAUCCUACAUUUUGUAUAUAUUUGUACUUAAUGUUUUGAUAAGAUUUUUUUGUCUUAUUAUUGUUGUUGUUGUUUCUUUUUUAAUUACCAAGAUUUCCUGUACUGUACUAAGAAACAAUAAAAGUGAUGGUGAAUGCCUUGUAAGUUCAUGAAAUUACUUAUUUUUGGUAUAUGCACCAAGCAUGUGAUAACUUCACUUCACUUACUGUAGUGAGAUUUGUAGUUAUUGUAGAGUUGUUGAAACUUAUUGCUUCCUGUAUUUUUAUAUUUGAAUUAAGUAAUAAGAUAUUUGCAAGGAUUUGCUUGUCGGAGAUGAUUAAAUCAAUUA